Molecule: messenger RNA, 648 nt
Organism: Symbiodinium necroappetens
Lineage: Eukaryota; Dinophyceae; Suessiales; Symbiodiniaceae
Source: the annotation of a GenBank genome assembly
AUGAAGCAGGCCUAUUCUGUUGUCAUCGCCGACGAUCAUGAGAUCGUGCGCGAUGGCCUGCGUGUCACUCUGGUGCGUCAGUCUGCUUUAAAGUUCGACAUUGUAGGCGAGGCCAGCAAUGGGAUCGAGACUGUCUCACUCAUCAAACGGUAUAAACCGGAUCUUCUUCUGCUUGAUGUCACGAUGCCUCUUGCCAGCGGCGAAGAGAUCCUGCUGGAUGUGAGGCGCUGGUCUCCAGAAACCAAGGUGGUUAUUUUCACUGCGGUAACCACGCCGCGAGUUCUCGCGGCGCUUGUGGCUGCGAAUGUCGACGGCGCAUUUGCCAAAGGUAGUGCGAUGGACGAGUUCGAACGUACGCUGCCGAUUAUCCUCAACGGUGGUCGGCAUAUUGCUCAUGCGAUCAUUGAACGCAUGGAUACUGGUCCUGAUCCUCUGCAUGAACUGACCCCACGAGAACGGCAGGUGCUGGUGAUUGUCCUCAGUGGUAAAACGAACCCAGAGAUAGCGGAACAGCUCAGCAUCUCACCAAAAACGGUAGACAAGCACCGUACAAGCAUCAUGGCAAAACUGGAUCUGCAUUCGGUGUCGGAGCUGAUGGGUUGGGCGGCCCGGGAAGGUCUGCUAGCCAGACAGGAAACAGAUCUAUAG